Messenger RNA from Haliaeetus leucocephalus (bald eagle), 3748 nucleotides. RefSeq names its product cytochrome c oxidase assembly factor 7. The transcript is spliced from 4 exons. The record is from RefSeq and is a predicted model, not a curated record. Bases 1496 to 2329 code for a protein of 277 amino acids. Lineage: Eukaryota; Metazoa; Chordata; Aves; Accipitriformes; Accipitridae. Gene Ontology annotation, cellular component: mitochondrial intermembrane space. Gene Ontology annotation, molecular function: protein binding.
GUGGGUGGGAACCUUAAAAUCCAGGUUUAAGGAUGAAAAGCGUGAAGCGUCAGGAGAAGGGUCUAUUACUCAGCAACGGGCAUUGGCGUCGCGCGUGACGGUGGGUGCGAGAACUUCCCUGACGCCCGGUUGCUUUCGUCUCGGAGCAAGGAUGAAGGAACACCGAAGCGCUGACGGUGAAAACUUUCAAGCGACAGACAGAUCCCUGUUCUCAGUGCCCAUUCUUGGCCUGCCCCACGGUACUCAAGAGCCACAGCAGCAAGGGAAGCCUUGCUGCGCCACUUCGCUCCUAGUAUGGAGAGGCCAUACGGUUGAGUUGGCACUGACUCAAUGUCAGCAUCAGAAACUGCAGAGGCAAAAUCCCAGCAAGAACAGACUCCUCAAAGAUUUAAACCAGCAAACUCAAAAGAGUUUCUACUGGACCUGUGCAAACUGAAAUUUUUCAAAGCUGGAUUUUCAGAGAAACAGUAUUGCUGGUACAAAAGCAGUUCAUCUUCCAAAGACCUUCUCCAGAACAGAGGACUUGACACAAAAAUUCUCAGGCAGUAGUCGGCACGGGCCAAACUACCUAUCUCUUCUUACUUGUUUCUCAGACGUGUCGGUGGUUUUGGUCGAUACGUUUUGAAAACAAGAUUUUAGCUUCAUGUGGACAAUGUGUGUUAACUCCAACCCAAAUACUGAAGAGUCUGAAAAGUUUUAAGGAAGUACUUCAACAGGAGUUGUAACCUCGGCAGCACAUCUGGCAUGUGGUGCCAUCAGUCCCACCGGCAACGGUUCUUGCAAUUAGCUCCAGCUGUUAAUAAACAACCUGGUUUCUUCCUAUGGGAGCCUAUGCACAAGAUUUAACCGAGUUUUAUUUACCCAAAAGCUUGACAAGCCAGUGUUAUGUGACUGAAAUAAUUUGGGACAAAGCGUUCUCAAAUAUUCUUUGAAAUUAAUUUUAACUCUAAGCAGUUUGUCACACAAAUUUCUAAUGUGCUGCUAUACUCUCAGAAAAUUCACUUUGUGCUCAAAACUGCUGGAAUUGGAUAGCGUGCCGUAUUUUGUACAAGUACCCUAACAUCACGUCUGGCUUAAAUUAAUCCGUAACUAGAGAACUGGGGUUCGUUGCACGUUGUUAAUUGCUUACCGGUCCCUGGGUGUUUUCAAUGACCCUGGCACUGCCCCGCUCAGAGACUCUGGGACGCAGGGUUCCAUCUCUUCAAAAAGCAUCUGUAAGAUCUCUUGUUCCACAAAAAGGGACGGUUGCAGAUAACAGUCACUAGCAGCAACUCCCCCGUUCUAAAAUCGAGUUGCAAAUCAUUUAGCUGUUAAUCCGAGACAAAAAACACACCGGCAACAAGUUGGGGAAUUGGUAAAGCCGCCCUGGCUUCUAGGCCAUGCGUAGUGUGUUAACGUAUACAGUCACGCCUCAACUUAUGGCUCUGAUCGCCCCGAAUGAGACGGCAGAAAUACGUAUCCAAUGGUGCAAAACUCCGAAAGUUAAAUACUAAAAAUGUAUUACUACUUAAAACCGGUGAAUCGGCGGGCUCAGCCCUGCCGGGAGGCGGCGCCGCCGCAUCGAUGUCUCGGCGCUCGCGGCAGGCAGCCCAUCGACGGCUCGGCGCUCGCGGCAGGCGCCGUCAGCUCCGGCAUGGCCGGGCUCAUCAACUUCGAGGACGAGGAGGAGGUGAGGGGCUACCUGGAGAACCUGCACCUCGAGUACAGCUACCAGUGCUUCAAGGAGAAGGACCCGGACGGCUGCCAGCGCCUCGCCGACUACCUGGACGCCGUGAGGAAGGACUUCGCGGCGGCGGCGCGGGUGCUCCGCGGCAACUGCGAGGACCACGGCCACAGCGAGAGCUGCUACCGGCUGGGGGCCUACCAGGCCAUCGGCAAAGGUGGACUCGACCCAGAUUUGAAAGCUGCCUACAACUCUUUUAUGAAGUCAUGUGAGAAGGGUGGGAAGAAGUCAGUAAAUGCGUGUCAUAAUGUUGGGCUGUUGGCCCAUGAUGGGAGAGUAAACGAUGACAAACCUGACCCCGUUGUCGCUAGAGACUAUUACACAAAAGCCUGUGAUGGCAAUUUUGCUCCUAGCUGCUUCAACCUCAGUGUGAUAUACCUCCAAGGAGCACCUGGGGUCCCUAAGGACAUGAACCAUGCUUUGAAGUACUCGCUGAAAGGGUGUGAGCUGGGUCACAUAUGGGCUUGCGCCAAUGCCAGUCGAAUGUACAAACUGGGAGAUGGCAUUGAGAAGAAUGAUGCUAAGGCAGAGGAUUUGAAAAACAGGGCAAAACAGUUGCAUAAAGAACAGAAAGAAGCCUCAAGUUCUUUAAUAUUUGGGGAGUAAAACUGUCAGUUGCAGUUAGUAAGACUGCAGGUUUAAAUGGCAAGUGAACUUGUUAUUUAAAUUGUGAGUAUGCAGUUUUCAUUCAUAAUAAAUAAAUAUCCAAAAUAGAUUUUGCUUAUGCAAAUAAACUUCUGUUUUUGUGGAUGCAACAAACAUGACCAACUCUGCUGUGCCUUUCUACAUUUUUAAAUACACAAGUUCUUAAGUGUAUUGCUUAGAUCCCUUGUCUUUAAAAGGAAGGCAAAAACAGGCCUUUUGGAAGUUUUUCCCCGUGGUUUCAUGUAUGAAAGGCUCUCUUUCAUGUCUAGCACUUCAGUAUUGAGGCUUGUGCUCAGACCAAUUCUAACACACACACACACAAAAAAAAAUCACGGUUGCAAGGUAGUCCCAGCUUGGACAUUCAGAACUGUGCCAUCUCUUACAUGCAGUUGUGGAACUUCGGUAGUGUGCAGGCUUGGCUGAUGUCCUCUAAGGCUGCUUUGUAUCAGGAUGGCUUGAGAAACUUGAGAAGGUUUAUUUGCUGAAGGUAACAUUUGUUAUCUUAAGGUUGUAUUUAGACUUGCUGAUUUAGUUACUUUGUUGUCGUGGCAUCAAAACUGCACUUGUAACUAGGAGAAAAAAAAAAAGAUGACUUGUUAUAGGGAGAAAUAAUAAUUUGAUAUCUUGCUGAUCUUUAAAUUAUACGUUUAAUGUCAUCAUUUCAUCUGAGAAAUUUUGAUUUCGCAAUUCAGUCUGUAAGUUUUACAGGAUGUUACUAUAAUUAUUUCAUUUGUGCAAAUGUUUAUUAUUUGAUUGUAAAUCAGUGUUAUGGCAUUAUUGGAUGUACUUUGAUUUCUAAAUAAUUAAGCAUUCAGUUGGAGCCAAGCCAAAGAUUUCCUGUCCAAGAACGUUUUCAGUAAAAAAACCUGGGUUCAGGAAAAAGGGCCAUGUGGGAAAGCUGUGAAAAAACUGAGGGGUGGAUCACUUCAGCAGACAAGUAAAAGCUGUUCUAGAGCAGUGUGCAGUCUUGGGAUAGACUUAUCCUGAGCUGCUGCCUUCUUUAUUGGAGGUCUAGCUACAAAAUUGAAACAGAUUUCUGUUGGGUGACAACCUCUGAAUGCUGGUGCUCUGCCAUUCACAAUGUGAGCUGCAUCCGUGGGUGCUCAUUGAUUUGAAAUGCUCGCCUGUGCACACCCCUGCUCGGUGUGUGUGCCUGGCUCUGUCACAGACCUCGCUUUACCGGGAACACUAAUUUGCACAGGGAGUGCCUGUGCAAACCCCAUUGUCACUAGUCUCCUUCCUGCUUAACUUCAUGCUUUGGUGUUACACUCGGUCUGAUGACUGCUUUUUGGUCUCAUCUGCCAUUUUGAUAUAUUAAUUGGUAUUUCUAAACAUUGUGAUAUGAAUCUUCUAUAAUACUUCUUUUUUUUUUUUUCCUCC